Procambarus clarkii (red swamp crayfish) is the source of this 2766-nucleotide messenger RNA. Its product is annotated as gamma-taxilin. NCBI's taxonomy places the organism in Eukaryota, Metazoa, Arthropoda, Malacostraca, Decapoda, Cambaridae. Gene Ontology annotation, molecular function: syntaxin binding. The record is from RefSeq and is a predicted model, not a curated record.
GGUGUUUGAUGUUUUCAUUCCGUGUCGCAGCGGACUCCAGGACACCGUUUAUUUUGGUCGGGGCAUCGCUUUGCACCGCAGCAAACAUAAAUGAAAAUCUUUCACUGAAAAGUGAAUUGGCGUAAGUGGAGAGAGAUCGCGGAGGGUAGAGAGACGAGCGGCGGCCUGCACAGCGUGAGGGGCAGCGAGAGGGAGGCACUAGGGGCAGCAGGAGGCACUGACGGCGGCCCCGGCGGCGUCCUGGUCACAGAUUGUUACCCCCGGGGAAAGUUUUAAUAGCUGUGGAGCUAUUAAAUAGCUAUUAUUAAUAGCUGUGAAGGAGGUAGUGUGGCGGUGUUCUUCCCUGGCAGCAGCAGCAGCCUCCACGUGGCUGUCUGGCCCCUCGUCACGCCGCCUACAACACCAGCUGUAUCCUACAACACCAGCUGUAGUGUUGAUGUGUCGUCACUGAGGCCAGUUGUCUGGUGGUAGCUGUAGAGAGAGAGAGACACGUGUAGAGUUUAGCAGUGUUGCAGUCAUGCCUGACGGAGAGACUUCUCAGUGUGUGGAAACUACCCGGGUAUCAAAUAAGGGCAUCCCAAACCAAGGGAAUUGUCCUGCAGCAUCGAAGCCAAGUGCUGACGAGUCCAAAGAAGAGGGUUGUGAUGAAGCCAAUGGCAUAGUACUAUUAGAAGACGGAAAUUAUACGUCAAAACAAGACUGUACCUCAGACAAUGACAAUAUAGCUAAAGAGUGUGAUAAUUUGCUUUCUGAGAAAGACGUACCUUCAGGUGAUUUCGGUAAUAGUGCUCAGUCACUGAAUAGCACUGCACAAACGACCAAAGAAUCUCACAUCAAAGUGAAAGAAACAAACAUGGCUGAAACAAAGCAUAACAGACAGCAAAAGAAGGACAAAAAGAGAAAAGAUAGAGAUUCUGGAGUUGAAGCCAUUUCUGCUGCACUCAAGGCUCUUCCGGCAGAACAACAGGUAUCAACGCUACUGGCCAAAUAUGCAGAACUUGCCGAGGACAAUAGGCACCUGCAGGGUAGUGUAAAGUCUGUCGAGCGUCAGCUGCAAGUGUUGCAGAAGGAGAAGGACCAGAUGGAGUCGGAACACACCAAAGUAAUCCUUACAAAAUCGAGAUUGGAGUCACUCUGUCGUGAAUUACAAAGACAAAACAAGGUUAUUAAGGAUGAAAAUUUGACUCGGUUACGAGAAGAAGAAGAACGGAGGAAGGAAGUGUCAGCCAAGUUCAAUACUACCUUGUCAGAAAUAUCUAACUUGAUGAAGGAAAAUGCUGACAAAAACACGCAACUAAGAGACGAGAACCAAGACAUGGCUGGCCGACUGCAAGAACUAAUCAAACAAUAUGAAGAAAGGGAAUCGCACGUGGAUAAAAUGCUGCAGCAGAAAGAUCUUCAGUGCCAACUGUUGGAGGCAAAGAUGGCAAAACAACAAAUUGAGGUGACUGAGGAUAAAGAAAAGAUGCUUAUUGAAAAGAAAGGUCUCUUGGAGGAAGUUGCCUCUUACCAGCAUAAGACGCAGCAAAUGUCCAUGAACGAGAUAAGCCUCCGUACGCAACUUAACUCGUAUAUGGAGAAGUAUGAAGAUUUCCAAAAUACUCUAGACAAGUCAAACAAGAUUUUCAAUACUUUUAAGAAAGAAAUGGAUGAGAUGACGAAGAAAAUCAAGAGACUUGAAAAAGAGACCAAGACUUGGAAGGAACGUUGGGAAGGUGCAAACAAGGCUCUGUUGAACAUGGUGGGAGAGCGAGCCGAGCUAGAGAAGCAUCUUGAUACACAGACCAAGCAGAAUGUACAGUUACAAAACCUCUGCAGGGCACUUCAGCAGCAGCUAACUGAACUCAGAAUCAAAGAUAAAGCGUCUCAAGCAGAAAACAAUACGAAGUCACAAAAAGGUACAUUGAAUGAGAGCAAGGAGGAGAAGAAAGUGACUUUGAAACCAGUAACUACAGAAUCAACUAAAGCAGAAGAUGAGGAUAGCAGUACAAGUAUCACUGUUAAUCAUAAUCCUGCUGAAGAAGAUCCUGUAGCCUUUGUGGCAUUAACAGACGAGUCUCCCGCUGAAGCCAUGGAGGAAGAGAUUAUUGUGAAACCCGUUAAAGAGAAAGCUGAACCAUUAGUGUCGAAUAACUUUGAUGAGGUUGAUUGAUGGGUUUGAGAUUGUGUUAAAUACUAAACAAUAGUACCCUAUAGUCUGUUUUAUUUGGGGCACCAAAGUCUAUUAUUACAGAUUAUAAAAUUGCGCAAGUUUGUAUCAGUUAUUUUAGCUUUUAGUGCGUGAAGUCUAGAUAAAGUUUUUUUUUUAAUUUCAUCAAUAAUGUUCAUUGCUCUGAAACAUGAACUCUUAACAGUCAUUAGAGAAAUCUUACCUCUUCCCUUCAAAAGUUACCUCUUGCACCAUUUACAUCAGAUUGUUAAAAUUCUUUUGUAAUUGAUUUUUGGAGGCAAUGAGUCGCAAUAACGUGGCUUAAGUAUGUUGACCAGACCACACACUAGAAAAUGAAGGGACGACAACGUUUCGGUCCGUCCUGGACCAUUCUCACGUCGAUUGUGGUCCAGAAUGGUCCAGGACGGACCAAAACGUCGUCGUCCCUUCACUUUCUAGUGUGUGGUCUGAUCAACAUUGAUUUUUGGACUUCACAAAAUGAAAGGUAAACUACUGUAAAUGUUAUUUACUAGUCACAUGAAAAUCUUCAAAAAGGUACAUUUAAUAAUUUUGAUUAAUGGCAAAUUUUUUUCCCUACAAAAGUUUCAUUGAAAUUA